UAGCUUUCUACAAGAAGAUUCUUUCUAUAGAAUUUUUUUCCUCUGGGUAAGACUAGGGUUUUUCUAGCCUAGUAAACCCAUCUCUUUUAAAGAAGAAAAAUAGCAUAUUGAACUACUCAUUCUGGUUCUUUGAAGUUUUAAUUUUGAGUAAAACAUUUCCCUUGCUAGUUUGCUAGCUUUUAAAACCUGUUGGCAAUUUUUUCAUAUUCUGUUUUUUCUUUUACUUUAUUUUAUCUUACUAGCCUUUUAUAUAUAAGAUUAAUAUAAGUAGUACCAUUCUGACAGACUAUAUUUUUACCAUAUGUAAUAUAAUCUUACUGUGUCAGAGACAGCUGAAAUCUCAGAAUAAUUCCAGUAGCAUUUAUUAAUUUUUAUUGUAUUUAAGCUUUUGUUAUAGUUCUAAGCUGCUUAUUGUUGCAUGUUAUUUCGAGUAAGAUCUUCAUAAUGUCUUUUGGUGGAGGUUAUUGCUGUCAUUUGAAAGUACUGCUUGUUUUGAUGUAAUGUAGAAUCAGAAGAAUAAAAUGCUGUUUCCAGAAAACUGAUUUCUUGCUAAUGUAGUUCUGUGAAACUCAGUAUGUGUGGGAAGAGAUGCUGGCAUACUCUAGAUGUGAUAGACUGCUGAAUAUAAUUUGUUAAAUGAAAUUCCUCCCUAAUUUAGUAAUACUACUUUGUUAGGAAGUGAUGUAUUUUCUACGUGGAGAUAAUCCAAAAUCUUGAUAAUCUGGUGUCUGUGCCGAUUCUUAUCUUUUCAGAGGUGCUAAUUUUUUUGUCUUGGGCAAAUCCUUCUGUAAGGGAUUGGAUUCUGUGUGCAUAAAUAGCUGCUGCUUUCAAUUUUUAAAAAUGUUCUGUUGUAAGUAACAUUCCCUUGUUCUGCAGAGAAUUUAAGAACUGCUCUUCUAUACCAGAGACAUCCACCAGUUUUAUUUAUGACUUUGGGCAAUUAUGUAUGUGUGUCACAUUUGCUCUUCUAACCGGUAACGUUACCAAUAGCAGAUAUGGUCUCUGAAGUAAUUUGGGGAUUUACUGAAGUGUGGUACUAGAGAGUGCUCCUGCUAUCAGAUACCCACAAAUGCCAUAUCUGAACACUAGGAAACAUCUGAGUCUUUACCACUGCAGUAUUAUCACUGAGCAUGCUGAUUGUUAGAUGAGACUCAAAAGAACAAGAAGAGGGCAGAUUAUUUCUCUUCAAUAUGAAAAUGAUUAAUUGUACUCUAGCUCAGAUGAGUUACACUAUUCUGUUUCCUAGGGUUGAAUUGUUUUGGAAGACUUUCGUUAUUACCCAUUUUCAUCAAAUUGUGACAUCCAACAACUCUUGGAGACUUCUCUUGAAAGUCUCUUCUCCCCCACCCCCAGUACACAAUUAUUUUUUUGGUUUAAUGUUGUAUGUAAUGUUAACUUAUCCAUCUGAAGUUCCAUAUCUAUAAUUCCACCACAGUUACAGUGGCGUCUGUUGCUUUGCUGGUUUCAUGUCUGGUAUACACGCAGUGUGUUCAGGUAUUCGCUGCUUCUUUUCACUGUCUCUUUCCGAGCUUACGGCCGUGUGGAACACGCUUGUUACUGCAUCCGUGUUUCUGAGUUCCUUUAAACAGUUGGGCUCUUACUUAUCUCUCAGACAGUACCACCAUAACCCAGGAAAAAAUGGGUUAUUCUGCCUAUUUAGGGAGGGUUUUCCUCAUUCUGCUGUAUUUAACUGUUGGUUUUCAUCUGUAUAUAAAUUUGUGUCCUUUUUUGCUAGAAGUUUUCAUGCACACAGUUCAGUAUUCAGUAACUUUACUAAAUAGGCUUGUGGUUUAGUUAAAUAAAAAUUCUAGCAUAAUAUGAAUAUGAUGUGUAUUGGUAGAGUCUGCCUAAAGCUGAGUAAGUUUAAGGGUUCCUAAAUACAAACUUGCAUAUCCAGAAAUUCAUCCUAUGUUGUCAUGAAAUGCUCGAUUGUAGGUAAGAUGUGUAGACAAUUUCUGCAAGCAGUUGAACUUCAGUCUCACUCUGAAGGUUGUCCAUACUGAUUAAUGUGUGACCAUUUCCUGUACAGUUUCAGCAGCAACAUUUGCUCACUGGCUUCUUACACAGGUCCUUCCCCACAAGGGACAAAUUCAGAGUCCCUUACUUAUUUCAGAGCUCUGUCUGCAUUGCAUUCUAUUUAACCUGUAGCUGCUUAAUUUUUAGUGGGCUCUUCAGACCACAGUGUGGUGUUUCUUAGCUGAUUAUCACUCUUCAAACUUUUAGUCUUCAUUGCAGUAUUACAGUAUUCUUUCUUAAAUGUUGAUGUUGUUCCCUGAAGAAAGGCUUUUAGACCUAAAAGCUUAUUUAGUUUCCCUUGCACUCCUUAUUCCAGCUCAUAAAUAGCUUCUAUAAUGAGUGGUGUCCAAAACAUUAAAUUACUCAAUUGAAAUUCUCUGCCGCAAAAGAUGUGAUUGUUCUAAGUGAAAAAUGUCAUUGUAAUUGGUUAUGCAAUGUAAAGGAAGAAUAGUUAAUUUUCAAGACAGUUUUUCCAAGGAAGCUUUUGGGAGAAUUAUAUAAUUGAUCACUUGUUAUGCCCUUGUGAAUGUUGUUUUCUAGGUUUUAAGUGUGAUUAAGGUGCUGUCAUUUCACUGUAUCCUGAUUAAAGUUUCCUGGUUUUUUAAAUUGUUGUUCCCUCCUCCAUCCCUGCAAACUGCUACCAGACAAAAAAUUCUGACUAAGUAAAAUUUCUUUACCUGCAUUGGUUUCUUCUUUGUAAUAUUUACACAAUCUUUUUCUGUCUCUAAAUUGCUUCAGCUGUCCUCAAAGGCAAAUAGACACAGCAGGGGUUGUGUCUUUCCUACUGUGAGUAAAAUAGGGUUGUUUUGGGCAAAAGAAAGUCGGGAGAGAUGAGGUGUACAAAUCUGACAAAAUAUUGACAAUACUAUUCCAGCCAUUCCUGAAACAACUUAUUCAUAUGUUCUUAACUCAAGAUUGGUGAGGUAAUAAAAAAUUAUGAGAUUAGGCCACCUUCUGAUUGGCUCACUGUUACCUUUUAUUUAAAUGUUUUUUUGUUUAAGUAUAUUUUAUAUUUUCACCAAAGUUACUGAGCUGGUAUUUUUAUUUGGUAUAUUGUUCUUUUGCAAAAAUUGGUCAAACUUUGUCGUACUUUUGGUGGCUCUAGAUGCAUCAGUUAAAGAGAUCUUUAGGAAAGGCAAUAAUAUGGAUUAAGAGUAACAUGCAUUUUCAAGUGCUUGUCUUUGCCUUUUUGUUCUUCCAUUCUUUGUCUUAUUAUGAUGAUAGUUCUCUGCUGUUUAUUAGAUUGAGAAAUCCCACUGAAUAAAUGAAACCUGAUUUGAUUUAGUUAUCUACAUAAUAGAAUUUAUGAUACUUCAUGUAGCAUCACUGUAGAAACAUCUUCUAUUACUGAAUUUACUGCAAUUAGACACAAUUAAUCUCCUCUUAUGCACCUCAGUUUGGAUUUUGAAUUGGAAACUUAAUGGUGAAUAAAUUUUCUUUUCUUACCAGUAUGAAAUCUUAACUAGAUUGAAAGUAAAUUUCCAGUAAUCUAAAUAUAAAAACUGUGUAGAAUGAAGAAUAUAGAGGAACCUAUCAGCUUGUGGUUUAGAUCAGGAAGUUUUGAAUUGUCAAGAUGAAAGGAAGGUCAUUUGUAUGAAGUAAGUAGAAUAUGAAGAAAGUUUCAAUAACCAUUAUUCUUUCAUGAAUUAUGGUGCCUUCAUAGUACUAGAUGUUCUUAAAUUAAAUGUGAUUGCUGGUGUGUUUUUUCAUGUAGUAACUUGGUUAUUGGCACAGAUGCCCAAAUUAGAGAUGACUGAAAGCGUUGUAUGAAUUUUGGAUGUAUAGAUGUUUUGUCUUUCAAUAUGCAAAAUAUUUCACUUCCACUACAAAGAGGUGCUAUACAUUGUUUUCCUUGGAUGAAGAAUAGGUUUAAGGUUUGAAUUCUAGAAAACAGUUUGGUCCCAUUGUAUAGAUGAAGGUUAUUCAGGGAUUUGGAGCCAAUAUAAGUUUAGAGGUCUGCUCAGUUAAUUAAAAUUAAACAGCAGAGUUUUUCACUGCGUAUCUAAUUAUAAAAUACAUUUGACAGUGCAUUUCAUAAUUCAUUAGUUGUAGUAAUAGCUUUCACUGCUUGUUUUCUUGUGUCUCUUCAAAUACCUACUGAAAUUUGAACACUCAACACGACUUCUCCAUGAAUUCAUUUGCUUGCAAAUUUAGUGUGUGCUACAGUGAAUCACUUAGAAGCUACCAAGAAAGACGUUUUACAUUUGAAACUUAAAUUAACAUGUCACAUACUUAAUUACUUUAUAGCAUAUUGAUCUUUCUCUCAGUAGGACAUUUUCAAAAUUGAUAAUUGCUUCUUUAAAAAGCUGUUACUCUUUAUAUGUCCUGUUGCAUUCUUAAUUUUUGGUGUGGUAAUUUAAAUGUUUCAUUGACAUUUUUGUCUUUUUCUCAACAGUUUUCAAAAUCUGGUUAAUGUGAUGGCAUAAACUAGUAAAGCAUUUGGAUUACAUGAUGGAUAUCAGCAAUGGUGAUUGAUAUUAUCUGAGUGGUGCAGUAAGAGUCUACUGUAUGAAAUGCCAGAAGUUUACAUUUCUUCUAGUUUUGCAAUGGUUUCCCAGUGAGUGGAUCACGAUGAACAUACUUUAGGGACUCGCCGUAGUAUGGCUGCUUCUCGAUCUACUCGUGUUACAAGAUCUACAGUGGGUUUAAAUGGUUUGGAUGAAAAUUUUUGUGGUAGAACAUUAAGGAACCGUAGUAUUGCUCAUCCAGAGGAAGUCUCACCCCAUCCUCAAAUCCGAUCCAGGUCACCAAAGAAGAGGCCAGAGUCUGUGCAAACUCAGAAGGGCAGCAACGGUGGCAGAACUACUGAUUUGAAACAGCAGAGUGCUCGGGAGUCAUGGGUGAGCCCUAGAAAGAGAGGGCUGUCCACUUCAGAGAAAGAUAAUGGUGAUAAGCAAACUGUGGAAAAUAGUGAAAAAAAACAAGCAGAACCUGUUUCACCGGUUUUGAAAAGAAUUAAACGCUGUCUACGUUCAGAGGCACCCAACAGUUCUGAAGAAGACUUGCCCACUAAGGCAGAGAAGGAGCCAUUGGAGCAUAAAAGCUUAGUGUCGGACAAUGAUGCAGCCUCCACGGGGACUAAGCGAGCUUGUCGAUGUCUUAUAUUGGAUGAUUGUGAGAAAAGGGAAGUUAAAAAGGUGAAUGUCUGUGCAGAAGGGUUUAAUAAUUCUGCAGUAGUUGAAGAGGUUGCAGGUUAUCAGACUGUCAAUGGAGUUGGUGAGAGAGACUCAAAUUCUCUUAACUGUGAUGACUGUCAGCUUGAUGGGAACGCUAAGCAGAACAGUGCUGGUUCCCGUACUCCCAAGGACAAAACAGUAGCAGAAAAUGGAAACUCAUUUGCCCAUUCUUCGUUGUUGCUUAAUAGCAGCAAAGAGGACAGUGUUGUAGACCAUUAUGUGCCUUGCACAAACUCUCAAGAACAGGUAAAGUUAGAGGACCACAAAACAAUAAAUGACUGCUUGCCUGAGGAGCAUGCUAAUCAGGCAUUUGAGCCAGCUACAGGGUCCUUUUCUGAAAUCCAGUCGUCUUUGUUAAGGGAUUCGGAGGAGGAGGUGGAUGUUGUAGGAGAUAGCAGUGCCUCUAAGGAACAGUGUGCUGAAAACACCAAUAGCAACCUGAAUACUCACCAGGACAGUGCUUCAAUCUCAGGUGAACCUGAACCACAUUCUUCAGUGCUGAACUGUGUUUCAGCUCAGAUGACAAAUAUGUUGGAACUUCAAGAACACAGAUACACGUUGAGAACUUCACCACGAAGGGCUGCCCCUGCCAGAAGUAGCCCUACUAAAAAUAACUCUCCUUGUAGAGAAAACGGACAGGUUGAGGAAAAUAAUCUUAGUCCUACUGAAACGAAUGUACCUGUAGGUAUUAAUAAUAUCAAUGGAUCUCCCAAAAAGUCUGAAGAAAUCAAACAGAAUGAAAAAGAGAGAAAUAGUAAUACAGGGGAUCAUGGGAGUGAUGGACUAAGAAAGCCACUUUCUGAGUCUAGGCUUGUUGCUGGAUAUGUACCAUCUGCCAAAGAGAGUACCAACAUCCACACUGCUGAGGAGGACGAGGAAGAGCCUGAUGUGUAUUACUUUGAAUCAGAUCAUGUGGCAUUGAAACACAACAAAGAUUAUCAGAGACUGUUACAGACGAUUGCUGUACUCGAGGCUCAACGUACUCAAGCAGUUCAAGACCUUGAAAGUUUAGGCAGACACCAGAGAGAAGCACUGAAAGAUCCUAUUGGAUUUGUGGAAAGACUCCAGAAGAAGGUUGAUAUGGGUCUUCCAUUUCCUCAGAGAGUUGUUCAGCUCCCUGAGAUUGCCUGGGACCAAUACACCACUAGCCUUGGAAACUUUGAGAGAGAAUUCAAAAACCGAAAACGUAACAGUAGGAGAGUGAAGCUGAUUUUUGACAAAGGUAUUCCUGCAAGACCAAAAAGUCCUUUGGAUCCCAAGAAGGAUGGAGAGUCUAUUUCAUACUCUGUCUUGCCUUUAAGUGAUGGUCCAGAAGGUUCCACAAACAGUCGUCCACAGAUGAUAAGAGGGCGACUUUGCGAUGAGACCAAACCUGAAACUUUUAACCAGCUGUGGACUGUAGAGGAACAGAAAAAGCUCGAGCAAUUGCUUUUGAAGUAUCCACCAGAGGAGGUGGAGUCCCGACGGUGGCAGAAGAUAGCAGAUGAACUGGGAAAUAGAACAGCAAAGCAGGUUGCCAGUAGAGUACAGAAAUAUUUUAUUAAACUGACUAAAGCUGGUAUUCCAGUUCCAGGAAGAACACCCAACUUAUAUUUAUAUUCCAAAAAGUCAUCAAGUAGACGGCAACAUCCUUUAAAUAAACAUCUUUUCAAACCUUCAACUUUCAUGACAUCUCAUGAACCUCCAGUUUAUAUGGAUGAAGAUGAUGACAGAUGCAGUUUUCACAGCCAUAUGGAUACUGCAGCAGAAGAGGAAGUAUCGGAUGAAGAGAGUAUUCCAGUAACAUAUCGAGAGUUACCUGAAUACAAAGAACUGUUAGAGUUUAAAAAAUUGAAGAAACAGAAACUCCAACAGAUGCAUGCAGAAAGUGGGUUUGUGCAGCAUGUGGGAUUUAAGUGUGAUAACUGCGGGAUUGAACCUAUCCAGGGUGUUCGGUGGCACUGCCAGGACUGCCCUCAAGAAAUGUCCUUGGAUUUCUGUGAUUCGUGUUCUGACUGUCUGCAUGAAACAGAGAUUCAUAAGGAAGAUCACCAGUUAGAACCUAUUUACAGAGCAGAGACAUUUUUAGACAGAGACUACUGCAUGUCCCAGGGCACCAGUUACAAUUAUCUUGACCCAAACUACUUUCCAGCAAAUAGAUGACAUGGGAAGCAGAUCUACCAUCUUGGGUUUACUAUCCUCUUUGAAAAAUAACAAUGGCACCAUUGUUAAUUCUGUGCACAUUUUGGAAAGACUCUGCUUUCCCUGAAAUGUCACUCACAGCAUGACAGCUUCCUGGGUGUACUUGUCAAACUACAGCUUUGAGCUGUCAUGGUUCUAGAUCACUGAACAGCAGCUGAACAUUCCUAGUGUGCAGAAGGUUUCACUGGGAGAUUUUCUUUCACCACAUUAGUCACUUUUAGGUGGUGAAUCUAAACAAAAGAAACACAUACAAAAGGGUGAGCCAGAAAUGAGAGCACACAUUAAAGAUAGAGUAAAUUCCAAAGGCUUUGAAGAACUUGGUUAUAAUGAGAUCCAGAGGAGAUGAAGUAUUUCUAUAAAAACAGUUUAGUAGCUUGCAGUUUUGUUGUGAAAUAGUUUUCAGCACAGUAACUGACUUCUUUAGGCAAGGUUUUAACCAAUGACAGUGUUUGCUUCUAGGCUGUACUCUAAAAAUACUCACUGUCUCGGCGAUGGUUGGCUACGGGCCUUUAUUAAAUCGGAGCUGCUUAAUCAUGUUGACCUUCAAUUUUUAAAUUUUUUUUUAAAACCACAAUGAACUCUAUUUACCAACAGUGAAGCACUACAGGGGGCAACUGUGGCAUUGCUUCCUUAACCAGCUCAUGUUGUGUGAAUGUUAUAAAAUUGUCACUCAGAUAUAUUUUUUAAAUGUAAUGUUAUAUAAGAUGAUCAUGUGAUGUGUACAAAAUAUGGUGAAAAGUGCCAGUGCUAGUAACUGUGUAAAGUCUCUAAUACUCAACAUUUACUCCUUUAAAAUAAAAUACACAGCCUUCUGCCUCUGUAUUUGGAGUUGUUAGUGCAACUCAUCAAAGAAAACUGCCUAAUAUAAAUCAUAUAUAUGGUAAUAAUUUUUCCUCUUUUGUAGUCUGCACAAGAUCCAUGAAAGAUUGUAUUUUUAUUACUAUUUAAACAGUGAUUAAAUUUAGCCUGAGCAGUGAGCAAGGGUUCACAUGCAUUCUUUUAUACUGCUGGAUUUUGUUGUGCAUCAUUUAAAACAUUUUGUAUGUUUCUUCUUAUCUGUGUAUACAGUAUGUUCUUAAAUAAUGUUCAAUUGUCAGGAGAACUGUGAGAAAUAAACUAUGUGGAUACAGUCUGUUUAUAUAUAGAAUGCUUGCUGUGACUUCCUUUCUGUGUAGUUCUGACUCUUUAAUCAAGAUGGAAAGUGUUUCCAGGCGUUCCCUGGCUGUGCAGAUCCCAGCGCCGCCUCCGCUGCUCCCGCCCGGGGCUGGGGCAGCUCUGCCCGCUCUGGUCCUGGCAGGAUUAGCAUUCCAGUUCUCUCCUUCCUCACUCACAGACUUCUUUGUCAGAUCACAGAAAAUCCAGAUUUUAGUAGCCUUGGUACAGUGUAUACCAUUGUCUGAGAAGCUUUGUAAUUAUUGUGACAUAUUUUACUUAAUAUAUUUUUUAUUGAAAUGUAUAGCUUGUGAUUCAGAAACACUUGAUUAUUUUAUAACUGUAAUAGACUUCCAGUUGCUUUGAAACUAGAAUACUCAGAGCAAUUAGCUAGAAAGCAAAUAAAUUUGACUUUAAAAGAUGGCAAUAGGAAGGAUAAUUGGCUGGCUGCACCUAGAAACUUUAAAUUGGUCAGUAUUUUUGCAGUAACUUCAGGUGUAGCUAUUUUUUGCUUCAGAAAAAGAAUGUAGGCAUUUAAUCUAUUUAGAAAGUAAUACAGUACAGUUACUAAAACACUGAGAAAGUAUCCUAUGUAAACAUAUCUCAUGUAUCUCAUAUACUUAGAUAAAUUUAAUAAAACUUAAAAAAACCACAAUACAAAACUCAUAUUAUGUAUUUUAGUUUUAAUUGGAAAAGAUACUGCUCUGAGAGACUUUCUAAGACCAUAAAAAUAUGCUUUCCACAUCAUUCAUGGUCUUUAUAGGAAACUAGAGUUGGUGAAGGUGUAUUAUCAGGAGGAGGAUCUGUGGUUACAUUCAUUUUGUUUGUAUCCUGAAAAAUCAUGGGAAUAAAGUAAGAAAAGUAAAUUAGAGAAAAUACUCAGUCGUCAAUUUAGGAUAGCUUGGAAAGAACAAAAGAUCUUGGCACCCUUGGAACAAGGUUGGAAGCCAAAGGAUAAUUUCAAGUCUGAAUCACCCAAGAAAGAAGUGUCUUGGAUAAGUCCUAUUUUAUUGAAUAUGUAUAAAUAUUAAUGUUUCCCUAUGCAUGCAUAUACAGCUAUUUCUCCUGCAUACAUUAUGAACGUAUGCAAAUAGGUAUCUAAUGCACAUACACCAAACCAAGCAUGGGAUGUUUUUUGUUUUUUCCACAGAAAAGACAGAAGCAGAAAGAAAAAUUAAACUGAAAGUGUAUGGUAAAUAAUUUUUGUAAUUUGAUUUAAAAAACCCCAUCAAAAUAGCAGCUGAUUGUUGCCUUUGUUCCCAUCCUGCACAAGUAUGAGACUCCACACUUUAUAACUUCUACUGUAAUUUAAAUAUAAUAGAAAAUACUCCAGGAAACCUACCCAGAUGAAUUUGCAACUUGAUGGUAACUGCAGAGUAUGCUACUUUUAAAAAAGAAGCUCCUCCAGCAGCGGCUGCUGGUGCGUGUGGCCAGAGCUGCCCUCUGGAGCUGGUGUGGUACUGCAGGCGCUGCUGCUGCUGCUCAAUGGCACUGGCUGGAGCUGGAGAAGCACUUCCUAGAGCACCAGAGGUAAAAUGUAGGCUAUAGAAGGACCCAGGAAAGAAGGAACAUCCAGGAUAUGAAGGAUAACAUACGUAAAACAGACCCUAAAAAGUAAUUGAAUUAGCAUCUACAGGGCAAAUGCUAAGGAAGAAAAGGAAACAGAAGAAUCUGCCCUGAUUGGAAAAAGGACAUACUCUGUAAGCAUGCUGAUUUGAGCUAUAUUUUCAAGUCAUGUACUGUGCUUUGAAAAGGAUUAAACCCACAUAUUCUGUAA
Messenger RNA from Sturnus vulgaris (Common starling), 10302 nucleotides. It is a transcript of the gene ZZZ3, whose product is annotated as zinc finger ZZ-type containing 3. The record is from RefSeq and is a predicted model, not a curated record. Gene Ontology annotation, molecular function: zinc ion binding. NCBI's taxonomy places the organism in Eukaryota, Metazoa, Chordata, Aves, Passeriformes, Sturnidae.